AUGGACCUUUUUUUCUCUCUCAUCAUGGAUACUUUGACCUGGUCAGCUCAGCUGGCUGUUGCGCCUCCGCAACAAACUCCUCGUCUUCCCGGGGACAAAAUAAUCCUUCCGCAGUCCGCGCUAGAACAACUCUUAGCGGCUGCCCCUCUUCAAGCUGUCGCGCCGGACUCGCGUGUUCACACCACAUCCUUCGAUCCUUUCAACCCUCACACCUUCGCCGCUGAGACUCGCGCACGCCAACAGAUAGAGCAACGUCAGCAGCAGCUUCCUCAUCCCCUCACGUUCCGCAUCGAAAACCCCGAGAAUGGUCGCUUCGUCUAUGCGGGGAUCCGCGAGUUCUCCGCAGCGGAGAAUGAAGUUGCGCUGAGCACUCUCCUUCGGGACUCGCUUGGAAUCCAAGAUGACGAUUUUACAUUGGAAACAAACGGCGAGAAGCACGAUCUGGAGGGAGACGGUCCUGAAGGGCAAUCGUCACGGACUGGGCCUGCGGUCACAGUACAUGCGAAGCAGCUUCCCAAAGGCACGUAUGUGCGCCUUCGUCCACUCGAGGCUGGCUACGACCCCGAGGACUGGAAACCCUUGCUAGAGCGCCAUAUGCGAGACAACUUUACCACCUUGACGGUCGGCGAGCUUCUGACGGUUCCUGGCACCCGCAAGGAAUCCUUCCGGUUUCUACUUGACAAAGUUUAUCCUGAAGGCGAGGGGAUUUGCGUCGUGGAUACGGACUUGGAAGUCGAUAUUGUAGCGCUAUCGGAGGAGCAAGCGCGAGAGACGUUGCAGAAAAGGCUGGAGCGAGCAGCGCGUGCACCGGGAACUACAAGUGGCAGCUCCGUUGGUGGGGUUUUGGCCCUCGGAGAAGAUGUUACAGCCCAGGUCUUGCCCGGGGAGUAUGUCGACUAUGAGAUUCGAGACUGGAAUCGGGACGGUACCCUUCAGGUCGAGCUUACAACAGAUGAUCCAUCCAUGUGUCUAUUCGCGAGCCCGCUUAGCGCUCGCCAAAGAGGUCGUCCUCGAGAGGACGUGCAUGUCUGGGGAGACUUUUCGGAUCAGACGUCCAAGAGAGUAAAGAUUCGUCCUACAAAUGUGGCUCUCGAGGGCGCCGAGGCUCUCUAUAUCUCGGCUUAUGCUUUGGCCUCUAGCACUGAGUCGGCAUCACAGCAGCUACCAGCGAAAUAUCAUUUACGAGUAACUACAAAUAACUCUGAAGAGGAACAAGAUGAUGCGGUAGAGGCUCAUCAACCCGGCGACGUCAUGUGCCAGAAUUGUCACCAAUGGGUACCUGAGCGAACAUUAAUGCUUCACGAGAACUUUUGUCUCCGCAAUAACGUGCUUUGCACUCAAUGUCAGAACGUUUUCCAGAAAAGGUCAUCUGAGUCGGAGAACCAUUGGCAUUGUCCUCACGACUCAUCUCAUGGCAACGAUGCAUCCAGUAAACUCAGUCACGAUUCGAUAUUUCACAGCAACUACGACUGCACUGAUUGCGGUCUUCAAUUCGAGGGUCUCCCCUCCCUUGCACAGCAUCGAACUACCGAGUGCCCAGGGAAGUUGAUUCUCUGUCAAUUCUGCCAUCUUCUCGUCCCACAGAAAGGCGAAUCUGACCCAGACUUCCUUGACCCCGAGGUCAUGCUCUCCGGUCUCACGCCGCACGAAUUGGUAGACGGCGGCCGUACGACCGAGUGUCAUCUGUGUGGAAAGAUCAUCCGACUGCGAGAUAUGAACACCCAUCUCCGCCAUCAUGAUCUGGAGCGCGUCUCACGCCCGCCUCCCCGAAUAUGCUUGAAUCAGAACUGUGGCCGCACGCUCGGCAGCACAGGUAACGACUCUUUGGGGCUGUGCAACAUCUGUUUCGGACCGUUGUAUGUGGAUACAUACGACCCUGAGGGCAAAGCACUCCGCCGCCGGAUCGAACGUCGAUAUCUUUCACAAAUGAUGACUGGAUGUGGAAAGCCUUGGUGUCAGAACAAGUAUUGCAAAACAGGAAAACAGAAGGCGCAUCCCGAUGCUACCACUUCCGCGGCCAUGAGUGUGGCCGAUAUCAUGAAACUGACCCGGCCGCUUGCUGAGAGUAUCAAUGUUCAGCCCGAGGUUCCAAACACUGCACCUUUCUAUUUCUGCACUGAUGAAACGGGCCAGCACCGCCGCAACCUCGCCGAAAUGAUCUUCGCUGAAGGGUCUACGGCUGGAGGCAAGGUCUAUGAACUGGCAUGGUGUGUCGCAGGCGCUGAAGCAGCCGGAGGCGAUUUAGACAAGACGAGAGAAUGGCUCUCUCGGUGGGCACCGGCGCAGGGCGAGACGGCUCGAUGA
This is a messenger RNA of Penicillium atrosanguineum, 2304 nucleotides long. RefSeq names its product putative ubiquitin fusion degradation protein (Ufd1). Gene Ontology annotation, cellular component: VCP-NPL4-UFD1 AAA ATPase complex. The transcript has a single exon. Bases 1 to 2304 code for a protein of 767 amino acids. Gene Ontology annotation, molecular function: polyubiquitin modification-dependent protein binding. The record is from RefSeq and is a predicted model, not a curated record. NCBI's taxonomy places the organism in Eukaryota, Fungi, Ascomycota, Eurotiomycetes, Eurotiales, Aspergillaceae.